GCCGGCCCUGGUUCGGUACCGCCGCCACUGCCUCCUUCUCCAGCUGUUUUGGGUGGCAUUAGGCUCCUACCUACCUCAAGAAACAGCUUAGGGCCCUGAGCCACCUGACUCCAGGAGCUGGGCUCCCGUUCGUGGAGCGCUAGGCAGCACGGUGUCUUCCUACUGCUGAGAGUUAUGCGCCAAAGUCUGUGAGAGCCAAGACGGGUCUUAGGUCAGCAUCUCCCAGGAGCAGGCUAAGGUGGCUCCUCUCCUUUGUGGGUCCCAUUCUCAGGCGCCUGCCUCUCCACAUGCUCUGUAUAGGGAACCUAGACACCUAACUCAGCUUUGUGGAUCACAGGAUUGUUCCUGUGAAUUGCCAGGGGCCUAAAAGCUAGUCCUUGCAAUGCUCAGCAUGCCGAUGCCGCCAUCCCAUCGUGAGUCCACCCCCCGGCCUUUUCCUCACUGCUAAAAAGGUGAGUUUAGUUUUUAUUAUGGGUUUUUUUCCUGCCAUGGAGUAAUUGAAGUACAGGAUUAUUCUGAGGUAAAAAUACAGUGAGGAGAGAGCACUUGAUUUUUAGCAGUGAGGAAAAGGGCUGAGAAAAUGUCUCUGAAAUAGGAUCAGAGAGCAAGGAGGAAGGUCCCCUGUAUUUUCUUUUUUCCCUCCUGGACCACGGUGCACUUUAUUUACACCCGCCCGUGUGUGCCGAAGCAGUGCACAUGUUGUGUGGGCAGCUUGUUCAGGAUGCAUAACAGUGGCAAUGAGGAUAAGUCUGUAGAAGGGACAGUGGUAGAUUUUCUGCCUGAUAGCUUGCGCUUCAAAGGUGUUUGUAAGUAUUUUAAAUACUGUUUAUCGGGUUUGGCGGUGUACUCAGUGUUUGUGUGCGGUAAAUGUUUGUUUACUAUAGAAACCAUGCAGCCUGCUCUACACAUGGGCGGUACCUGAACCCCACAUUCGGGGAGUCUAGCCCCCGGCCCUGCCCCAGGCCAUCCCCUCCUCACCCGCCGGAGCCCUGAGCCUCCUACUGCAGCUGGAGGAGCCCUGGCCCGCCCACUCAGGCCUCGCUGAGUCAUGGGCUGCCAGCUGGCCCGAAUCCCAGGCUGCCGUCUAGCAGCACCAAGCACCAGCCUGCCCGCUCCAGCUGUCCCAAGCCUCAGCCCACCGGCCGGUCCGAGCCUCAACCUGCCUGCCUCAGCCGGCCUGAGUCCUGGGCCACCAGGCACUGGCCAGCCCGCCUUAGCCCCUGCUGGCUUUGGGGAAGAAGCAGAGCAAGGGGGAAAGAGGAGCAGUGUGGGUGUGGCCACGGGGAAAGAGCGGGACAUAGGAGCGGGGCCUCUGGGUGACUCAUGGGCAGGGCCACGGCCUAGCUGGGGAGGCUUAGUCCCCCCUCCCCUCCCUCCCCGGCCUGUUCUACCCACUGUCCAAGGAUCUACAGUGGAAAGAGCCUAAUAAAUAACACCACCUUCAUUCCGGGUUUUACAGACAAUAGCCCAGAGGUUUAACUCUGGGCAGUGCUUUUCUGGAUUAGCAAAACACCUUUCUUUGUGCCCAAAUUUAAAAUACUGAUUUCACAGUGGUAGCAAAUUGUGCCCCCUCCAUUACAAGUUCCUACCUCUGGACCAGAGGCUGGGGAAAGGAAGCAGGUUGUGACAGGCAACCUCCCUGUCCACCAUUCUUUGCUGUCCUGGGACCAGGAGAUGCAGAAAAGUAGAGGAUGUGGAAAGGUGAGCGGUAGUAGAUUGUGAGGGGAAUACCUCCAUCACAGCUUGCUACCCCUGGACCAGAGGCUGAGGAAAGGUAGAGGCAGCAAAACUGUGAAAGAGCAGCAAAAGAGAAUAGUGAGGUGUCAGUAGCUGCUACUCAGUAGCAAAUUGUACCGGCGGCAGUUAUGCUGGCCAGGAAAUGGGUGGCAGAGAGCCCUGCAGGAGUGGACAUGGCCCUGUGAUCGGUUAUUUUUAGGAGCAGAUGAACCCAUCAAGCCUGGUGGCCUGGCACAGCUCCAUGACCCAAGUGAGUGGGGCAGAGCUGGGAGCUCCGGUCCAGGGCUGGUAGCCAGUGAGUGUAGGGUGCAGACAAGAGGCCGUCCCUGACCAACAGUUCCCUGUGCCAAUUGCUUCCCAGAACGAAUCACAUCCGGAGUCAGUGUCAUUGCAAAAGGCAUCCUCUGCUGCUCCAGGCUCUGGGUAACCUCUUUAGGACCCUAUCACCUCCCAUCUCUGUUUAUAUCAUGGACUCUCUGGAAUAAUCCUGAGUCUUGAUAGAAAUCCCCCUUCUCAUGCCUCCCCGGGACUGGUACAUCUCCUUUCUGUCAUCCCAUUGACACAGUGGCUGCUUUGUACGAUGACCCCUUAAUGCUGAGAGAAGCUGCCUGCACCCAGGGGACAUGGGGUCCCUGAGGGGUUUAUCGCUGGAACCUAAAAAAAGAUGGUGUGGGCGUGAUCACUGGAUCCAGGCAUCAGAGUCUCUGCAGCUGAGGAAUCACAUCCACAUUUUGCUCCAGAUCGUCCCAUCUUCCAGGGGACAGGGAAGGGAAAUGGCUGUGGAGCCAGUUCAGAUGCCGGUGACCUUCGAGGAGGUGGCUGUAUAUUUCACCCAGGGGCAGGGGGCUCUGCUGGACCCCACUCAGAGAGCCCUCUACAGGGACGUCAUGCAGGAGAACUACGAGACGGUGACCUCGCUGGGAUUCCCCAUUUCCAAACCGGAGCUGAUCACCCGGCUGGAACGAGGGGAAGAGCCGUGGGUCCCGGAUCUCCACCCCUCCAAGGAAUGGGACGUUCACAGAGGCACCCGCAAAGGGAAUGACUCCUGUCCGGAUUCUCUCUCUCCCCCAGCAGUUCAUGAGGCGAUGAUGAGUGAGAACAAGGAAAAGAAUUCACAGCAGGAAGAUCCCGAGCAAGUGGAACUGCAGGGGAACUUUUGGAGAAGAGCCAAAGGGAAUUUUUCCCAAUCCUUGGAACAGGACAAAGCUUGGAGAAUUCUGCAGAGGCCAGAGAGGCAGUUGGGAAACCACUCAAUAAAGAAAGAGGAGGAAUCCAUUGAAUGUGGGAUAGGAUGCAAGGAUCCCAAGCAAACCGCAGCCCCACAGACAAAUCCCAAGGAAGAAAAACCCUAUAAAUGUCUCAGCUGUGGGAAAAGCUUCAAUCAGAAAUCGAACCUUAUCACUCAUCAGAGAAUCCACACAGGUGAAAAACCCCAUAAGUGCUUGGACUGUGGGAAAAGCUUCAGCCAGAAAUCAUCCCUGAUUAUACAUGGGAGAAAGCACACAGGAGAGAGGCCUUAUAAAUGCUUUGAGUGUGGGAAAUGUUUCAAUCAGAUCUCAAACCUGACUACGCAUCAGAGAAUUCAUACUGGAGAGAAACCUCAUAAAUGCUUGAAAUGCGGCAAAAGGUUUAGUCAGAGAUCAGCCCUGAUUACACAUCAGAGAAUCCACACGGGAGAGAAACCCCAUAAGUGCUUGGACUGCGGGAAAAGUUUUAGUCAGAGAUCAGCCCUGAUUACACAUCAGAGAAUCCAUAUGGCAGAUAAAAUGUACAAAUGUCUCAAAUGCGGGAAAAGUUUCAGUGUGAAAUCAGCCCUUGUUAUGCAUCACACAAUCCAUGCAGGAAAGAAACUUCAUAAAUGUUUGGACUGUGGGAAGAGUUUCCGUGACAGCUCAAACCUCACUAAACAUCGAAGAAUCCACACGGGGGAGAGAAUAUAUCAGUGCCUCGACUGUGGGAAAAGCUUCAAUCGGAAAUCGAACCUUCUUACCCAUCGGAGAACCCACACAGGAGAGAAACCCCAUAAAUGCUGGGACUGUGGGAAAAGCUUCAGUCAGAGAUCAUCCCUUAUGAAGCAUGUGAAAAUCCACACAGGAGAGCGGCCGUAUAAAUGUCUGGAGUGUGGGAAAUGUUUCAAUCAGAACAUAAACCUUAUUACGCAUAAGAGAACCCACACAGGAGAGAGACCCUACAAGUGCCUGUACUGUGAGAAAAGUUUUACUGUGAGGUCAGCCCUGAUUACACAUCAGAGAAUCCAUACAGGGGAGAAACCCCAUAAGUGCUUGGACUGUGGGAAAAGUUUUAGUCAGAGACCAGCCCUUACUACACAUCAGAGAAUGCACACGGGAGAGAAACCCUUUAAAUGUCUCAACUGCGGGAAAAGUUUCACUGUGAGAUCAACCCUUAUUACGCAUCAGGCAAUCCACACGGGAAAGAAAUCCCAUAAAUGUUUGGACUGUGGGAAAAGCUUCAGUCAGAGCUCAUCCCUUAUUAAACAUGGGAGAAUGCACACGGGAGAGAAACCCUAUGUAUGUCUUGAGUGUGGGAAAAGCUUUAGUCAGAGAUCAUCUCUUAUUAUACAUGGCAGAAUGCACACGGGAGAGAAACCCUAUAAAUGUCUUGAGUGUGGGAAAUGUUUCAUUCAGAGGUCAAAUCUUGUUACACAUCAGAGAUCCCACUCAGGAGAGAGACCCCAUGAGUGCCUUGACUGUGGGAAAAGUUUCAAAGUGAGAUCAGCCCUUGUUACACAUCAGAGAAUCCAUACGGGAGAGAAACCCCAUAAAUGCUUGGACUGCGGGAAAUCUUUUAGUCGCAGAUCAGCCCUUAUUACACAUGAGAUAAUCCACACUGGAGAGAAACCCCAUAAAUGCUUGGACUGUAAGAAAAGCUUCAAUAACAGCUCGAAUCUUACUAAACACCAGAGACUGCACACAGAAGAGAAACCCUAUAAAUGCCUUGAGUGUGCAAAAGUUUUCAGUGUGCAAUCAGCCCUUAUUAGACAUGAGAGAACUCACAUGGGAGAUAAACCCUAUAAAUGCAUGGACUGUGGGAAAACUUUCAGUCAGAGUUCAGACCUUAUUAAACAUAGGAGAAUCCAUACAGGAGAGAGACCAUAUAAAUGCCUUGAGUGCGGGAAAAAUUUCAUUCGCCGCUCACACCUUAUCAAGCAUCAGAGAGUCCACACAGGCGACAAACCGUAUAAAUGCCUCAACUGUGGGAAAAGUUUUGCUGACAGAACAAAAUUUACUAGACAUCAGGCAAUCCACACAGGAGAGAGACCCCAUAAAUGCUUGAACUGUGGGAAAAGCUUCAUUCAGAAGUCACAAUUUAUUAUACACCAGAGAGUGCACACAGGAGAGAGACCAUUUAUAUGCUGUGAGUGUGAGAAAAGUUUUAUUCAGAAAUCACAGCUUAUUACCCAUCAACGAACCCACACAGGAGAGAGACCUUAUAAAUGCCUUGAGUGUCAGAAAAGUUUUAUGCAAAGUUCAUCUCUUAUUCAACAUAAGAGAAUCCACAGAGGAGAAAGACCCUAUAAAUGCCUUGAGUGUGGGAAAAAGUUUAUGGAACGUUCAUCCCUUAUUAAACAUAGGAGAAUUCACACAGGAGAAAGACCCUAUAAAUGCCUCGAGUGUGGGAAAAGUUUUAUGGAAAGUUCAUCCCUUACUAAACAUAGGAGAAUCCACACAGGAGAAAGACCCUAUAAAUGCCUCGAGUGUGGGAAAGAUUUCAGUCGUCGCUCACACCUUGUUAAGCAUCAGAGAACACACAGAGGCGACAAACCCUAUAAAUGCCUCGAUUGUGGGAAAAGUUUAGUUGACAGAACAAACCUUACUAGACAUCAGGCAAUCCACACUGGAGAGAAACCCCAUAUAUGUUUGGACUGUGGGAAAAGCUUCAUUCAGAAGUCACAACUUACUCUACACCAGAGAGUGCACACAGGAGAGAGACCCUUUAAAUGUCUUGAGUGUGGGAAAAGUUUUAGUGAGAGCUCAAAGCUUACUAGACAUCAGAGAACCCACACAAGAGAGAGAACCUAUGGGUGCCUUGAGUGUGGGAAAAGAUUUAUGCAAAGUUCAUCCCUUAUCAAACAUGGGCGAAUGCACACAGGAGAAAGACCCUAUAAAUGCCUUGACUGUGGGAAAGGUUUUAUCGCAAGUUCAGCCCUUACUAAACAUAGGAGAAUCCACACAGGAGAGAGACCCUAUAAAUGCCUCGAGUGUGGGAAAACUUUCAGUCAGCGCUCACAUCUUACUCAGCAUGGAAGAACGCACACAGGAGAGAGACCCUACAAAUGCCCUGAGUGUGGGAAAAGUUUCAGUUUCAAAUCAGGCCUUAAUAUGCAUCAGAAAACCCACACAGGAGAAAAAUCCCAUACAUGCUUGGACUGUGGGAAAACUUUCAGUCAGCGCUCAUACCUUACUAAACAUAGGAGAAUCCACACAAGAGAGAGACCUUAUAAAUGCCUUGACUGUGGGAAAAGUUUCAGUAAGAGCUCAGAGCUGACCAAACAUCAGAAAAGCCACAAUAGUGAGACCCUAGGAAUAGCUUGACCUUAGGAAAAGAUUCAAUUUGACUUCACGCUUCAGUGACCCACACAACAGAGAGACCUUGAAUGUGGGUGAAGCUUCAUUUGAUGCUCCUGGAGUAUCAAACACCCGCAAAUCCACACAGGGAAGAAACCUCUGAGAUGUUCUUAGUGUGGAAAAUGCUCCAAGUGGCGCUAACACCAUGUUGGACGUCAGAGACUCCUCCGCACAGCAGGAAAAUUCUCUCAGGGCCCUGACUGGAGCCGGCCAGGGUGACAAACCCAUUUCCUCGUUCCCACAUACAUCAGGGUGUUUGACUCCCAAGGAUCCAGCUGCCCAGCGCUGAGAUGAGGAUGCAGCAGCAGCCGAGCAUCAGCUGGUCAGUGCCCCUCUGGCUCUGCCUGGUCUAAGCAAACCCCUGGCAGAGGAGGAGAAGCCCCAAUCAGCCCCUCCUCCCUGCUGCAGCCCUGUCUGCUUAGCUGAUGGGCUUCCGGUGAAGGAAAGGAGAGAGAGAAAAUCCUCCAGCCGCUCCCUCUGACUGGCUGAAAUUCCCCAUCUCCAUGGACAAUAGAGUGCCCUUGGAAGGUAGACUAGUCCAUCCCCCUCUGCCUGAGACCCUGCCCCUUCUGCUCCAGAAGGCAGGAGGGGGCCUGCUGGAGUGUGGGCGGGGCCAUGCUAGGGUGUUUCGGGAGGCAUGGCCUCCCCCAGCCUACUAUACCCGCUGCCCAUGCCCCUCUCCCUUCCCUUCCUGGCCAGGAUCCCCCUGCCAUGGAGAUGAAGUGAAGGACCUUUGGGCCAGGCCCCACCUUUACUCUACACAUCUGUCCCCAUCUUCCACCAGCCCCUGGGCUAGGCUCCCCCACUGAUCUGGAGCUGUUCCCUGCAGGGUGAGUGUCCCUGGGGGGCUCAUAACUCCUCCCCUUCCCAAAUAGCCCAGGGCACUGGGCUCUGGGGGAUCAACUGUUAAAGGAUCAGGCCUAUGGGUUCUGGGGAGGACACUGAGGAUUGAAUGGUUGGGGCUGGGGGAGCUGGGAAGCAGGGGGAGCUGGAUGCUGGGGCUAUCGAGUGUUUGGGGAUCAGGGGAUAAGAGGCGAGGGAGAGCACAGGGGUAGCGAGGUGCUGCCUCUCACCACUCUCCCCCUUCUCACUUACCCUGCUGCAUUCAGACAACACCAUUAGGAGAGACUGAUUCCCACAGAGUCUUUUCUUGGAAGCCUGGAUUUCCCACCUCUGCUACAGCAGAAUCAGCCUCUGAGAGGGAAGCAGCAUUACCUAGUGGGUAGAGCACUGGCCAGGGACUCAGGGGACCUAAGCUCUGUUUCCCAAUGCUGCCAGCAGCUUGCGGGGUGACCUGAGACAAAUCUGUGCCUUCCAGAGAGGGAAUAAAUGGGAAGAGAUAAUAUCAGCCUCCGAGUGUCUGUCUAGGGCAGGAGAAGUGGCUGGGAUUAGCUGGUGCGUCUCCUUUGUUCCUCCACCCUUUUUUCUAGUCUAGACUGACCCUGAGCAGUUUAUUCCAAUCCCCCAUUAGCAAAGUGAUUGUUAAAGUCACUAAAUCCCCCCUUCGCAGUGAGAUUGUCUCAUUCCCAGACAUCCUCACAUUGCUCCAAGUUCUGCUGAAAAGCAUUUCAUUUUUUCUGCUGUUUCUCCUUUAUACAUCAGCAUUCAAUAGAGUCUAAAAGAGCUGGAGCAGGAAUAGAAAAAUAUUGUGGUGUUUUCGCUUCUGUGUUAUUUGAGAGGGACAGGGUGACUCCGGGGGUUUCCCUCCCGUCCCCAUCAACCUCACACAUCUUCUCUCACAGAGCAGCCUCUGCCCAAGCCGUGCAGAGUUUAUCCUUUUCCCUUUCUAUCCCUCCACCUUCAUGUGUGUCAUUUACCACAGUGUCCUUUGCCCACCAUGCUUAGGAAUCAGGCUUUGAUUUCUUUGAUCCUCAAUCAGGCCCCUGAGGGCUGGAGAAGAAAAUGUCACAUUCCUGAAGGGAGAAUUCAAAUGAACCCCAAAGCACAGUUUGAGCUCCAAUCCCAGCCUCCAGCUACUGGUAACGUGGCAUCUGGAGUUUUUCCAGGCAAAUCCAGAUCAUUUGUAGAUAGGAAGCUUUUGGCUGUUUGUCUUUUUUUCCUCUUUCUUUUGUGACAAGGAUGCUUAAGCUUUUGUCAGUAACCAGCCAAAUAAUGGGGCAGUGCUGAGGAAAGGAGUUUUUGCCUGUUGAGCAAGAAAUGGGCAAAUUUGUUCCCAAGAUUUAGAGUUUUAGGAUUCUCUGGGAUUUCACUUCAUGAACAGGAAAGAAGUUUAUAGCCCAUCCUGGAGUGUGGGUUUUUCUCUUUUAGGUGAAGGCUCUUCUGUCAUGUAUUUGACAUUAAAUUAGUUUGAUGGGAUAUAGCUCAGAUUUCUUGGUGACUUCAAAAGAGAAAUGAUAAUUUGCCACAAUAGUCCUUACUGAUUUUCUUUUCACAUCAGAUUUGCUUCUUCUUUGAACAAUGAAAAUGACCAGUGUCUGUCAGCAAAAAAACACUGAGGGCUAGUGCUGGAUACGCACUCCGGGAGUCAGGGACUGAAAUGGGGAAGGAAGUGACUACCUGAUCCCUGCAGAGAUGUGAGAUACAGUCAGGAGAGGGAGAGGAUGGGUGGGUGGGUCAGUGUCCUGGGCCUUGAAAGGGCACUGUUUGCUCUUGCGAGCCAGAGAGCUGAUUCUGAGAACUGUGAACUCACUGCACAAGUCCCAGAGAGAGAGGAAAUGUCCUACAAGUGCUGGGUGAAGUCAUCCUUAAACUCUGACGGGCUACAAAUGAAGCCCUGAGAGGACUAAUGUAGAGAGCGGUUGGCGACUCCCCAUUGCUGAGAGGAGGAAGAGGAGGGAGGGCAAAUGCCUUUCUCAUGGAUUGUUAGCACUUUUCUACUAGCUUUAACUUGUUCCUUUUUACCUGGGGCACGUGUGUGGCUGGAACAGCAGUGUGCUAAGCUGGGGCUGAAAUGUGCCGUGCAGAGCUGGGCAUUGGAUGCGAGUAGGGGUUGGGAUUUAGCUUUUAAUUC
Molecule: messenger RNA, 9294 nt
Organism: Gopherus evgoodei (Goodes thornscrub tortoise)
Lineage: Eukaryota; Metazoa; Chordata; Testudines; Testudinidae
Product: zinc finger protein 420-like
Exons: 6
Coding region: 2361-6290 (1309 amino acids)
Biological process (GO): negative regulation of transcription by RNA polymerase II
Molecular function (GO): DNA-binding transcription repressor activity, RNA polymerase II-specific; RNA polymerase II cis-regulatory region sequence-specific DNA binding
Source: RefSeq, a predicted model, not a curated record